UGCAGCUCUUGUUGUGUUUGCUGCGCGCUGUGCAUUGAUCGUUGCUGAUAUUAUAUAGCAGGGUUAUGCGCACUGUGCACAUCAUUUAGUAACGAAGCUUGAACCCAAACGCGUCGCUACGCUUACGCGCCAAGCAAUUCAAAUAAAGUGCGCGCGCAAUUCAAAUAAGAUACCGAAAAUGUUUCAAAAAAGGAUUAUUGAACUUUUUACGCUAUUGUUUUAUUGGAUGGUCAUUACGCCAGCCAUAUAUCAGUAUUGCAAAACACAAAAUUGGAUACGCUGGGACCUGAAUAUACCAUUCCAAUCGUUUUCGGAUCACGCUACGUUCGCAUUGUGUCUGCUCGCGGGCUACGUGACCUUUUAUCGCAUUGUCAUAUUCAUUUAUAUGAAGUUGAAAGUAUGUGAUGUGAAAAUGUGGCAUAACUUAAAGAAAACCCAAGAGGAUCCCGAAUCGCAGCUGAAGGAUAAAUCGCACUAUCAGGCCAUAUCGACAGAGAAUCUGGAUGUAGUCGAUGGCAAACUAAGCGAUUCAACACCAAAAGUCAUACGCACCAUAAGCCAUCCGCUGCUGGUGGAAAGCGAUCUGGCGCGCAUACACAUCAAGCACGAGACUCGUCCGCUGCACAGCGUCACCUUGCCGAGGACUCAUCAGCCACAUGGCAUAGCCAGUCCCACGCCCAGUUUGCGUUCGGCACCGCCUGUGCCUGCAACACCGCCGCGCACUCCUGGCCUGGCGCGCAAAGUAAGUCAAGGCGUCAUCAUGUCUCCGGAUGUGCUCAUGGACAUUGCAUCGCAUCAGAAGCACAGGCCACUGGCCAAGACGUAGACACUGGCCUACUGGUGGCCCCUCCAAACCAGCCAGCCCACAAGUAUUAGCAUUAGCUGCACACCAAAGACACAAACACAAACACAAACAAAAGAGCAAAAGAAAAACGACACAACGGAAGUUUUCGCACCGCUUUAGCAAAUAAUAUUUGCAACUGAUCACAAAACCAGAAUCGACGACAAAUCCAAGUCAGUUUUAAUUGGCUGAGAACGAUUCUUCUUGCAACAGGAAGAAACCAUUUAGUUAGUUAUUUAGUUAGUUAGUGCAUAGCAUACUAGUUAAUUAUAUGAAUAUCUGUAUAUAGUAUAUACGUAGCUGCAUAUUUAUUAUCUAUAUAUAUAAGUCAGUUGAACUUGUUAACUGUUUUAUGUGUGUUCUAUGUACUU
This is a messenger RNA of Drosophila busckii, 1212 nucleotides long. Its product is annotated as maker459. Bases 179 to 826 code for a protein of 215 amino acids. The transcript has a single exon. Lineage: Eukaryota; Metazoa; Arthropoda; Insecta; Diptera; Drosophilidae. The record is from RefSeq and is a predicted model, not a curated record.